Closterium sp. Yama58-4 is the source of this 1212-nucleotide messenger RNA. NCBI's taxonomy places the organism in Eukaryota, Viridiplantae, Streptophyta, Zygnematophyceae, Desmidiales, Closteriaceae. The record is from the annotation of a GenBank genome assembly.
AUGCCUUCUUCUCCCCCCGCCACCCCCUCUCCUCCUGCCGCCUCCCCCUCCCCUCCUCCCACCAUGCCUUCUCCUCCUCCCGCCACCCCCUCUCAUCCUCUCACCAUGUCUUCUCCUCCUCCCACCAACCCUUCUCCUCCUCCCGCCACCUCCUCUCCUCCUCCCGCCAUGCCUUCUCCUCCUCCCGCCAUGCCUCCUCCUCCCGCCAUGCCUCCUCUUCCCACCAUGCCUUCUCCAGCUCCUGCCAUGCCUUCAUUCACCCCCCGCAACCCCCUCUCCUCCUCCUGCCAUGCCUCCUCCUCCUCCCGCCACCCCCUCUCCUCCUCCCACCAUGCCUUCUCCUCCUCCCGCCACCGCCUCUCCUCCUCCCGCCAUGCCUUCACCUCCUCCCACCGUGCCUCCUCCUCCCGCCAUGCCUUCUCUGGCUCUCGCCAUGCCUUCUCCUCCUCCCGCGACCCCCUCUACUCCUCCUGCCAUGCAUUCUCCUCCUCCUGCCAUGCCUUCUCCUCCUCCCACCAAGCCUUCUCCUCCUCCCGCCACCCAUGUCUUCUCCUCCAUGCACCAACCCUUCUCCUCCUCCCGCCACUUCCUCUCCUCCUCCCGCCAUGCCUUCACCUCCUCCCGCCAUGCCUCCUCCUCCCGCCAUGCCUUCUCCUCCUCCCGCGACCCCCUCUACUCCUCCUGCCAUGCCUUCUCCUCCUCCUGACAUGCCUUCUUCUCCCACCAUGCCUUCUCCUCCUCCCGCCACCUCUCCUCCUCCCACCAUGCCUUCUACUCCCCCCGCCAUGCCUUCUCCUCCUCCUGCCAUGCCACCUUCCUCUUCUUACCAUGCCUUCCCCUCCUCUCACCAUGCCUUCUCCACCUCCCGCCAUGCCUUCUCCUCCUCCCGCCAUGCCUUCUCCUCCUCCCGCCACCCCCUCUCCUCCUCCCACCAAGCCUUCUCCUCCUCCCGCCACCCCCUCUCAUCCUCUCACCAUGUCUUCUCCUCCUCCCACCAACCCUUCUCCUCCUCCCGCCACCUCCUCUCCUCCUCCCGCCAUGCCUUCUCCUCCUCCCGCCAUGCCUCCUCCUCCCACCAUGCCUUCUCCGGCUCUCGCCAUGCCUUCUCCUCCCGCGACCCCCUCUACUCCUCCUGCCAUGCAUUCUCCUCCUCCUGCCAUGCCUUCUCCUCCUCCCAUCAAGCCUUCUCGCCAAUGUCUCGUCGAGUCUUGA